AUGGCGACGUUCACAGCGUUGAAUGGGGGCUCACCAAAGUCCGCCGGCGGUGCAGGGACUAAUGGGACGACGGACGGCGAGCAACCAAACCGGGAACCGGCCAGUGUAGAGCCGCGGCCUGCAGAAGGGCAUCACCACCAGAGGGAACGGGAGAGCCAGCGGGACAGGGAAACUCAGAGGGAAAGGGGCAACCGCGAGGCGCUGGAACGCCGGAGCAGCACCAACCAUGAGAGGACUCCCUUUCCGAACGCGGCCACAUUUUCAUCAGAAGUCGAAGGAUCGCAUAAGCGCAAACGCUCCCUCUCGGACUCACCAAGGAGAGAGCGGCUACCAUCGCCGCCUCAAAGGACGGAAAGGGCCGAGCGCACUGAACAACUAGAACGGGUGGAGCGAUCGGAGAGAUCGGAAAGGUCAGAACGAUCGGAUCGAUCCGAGCACUACGAAUCACAGCGCCAACCAUCAGAACCACGUGAUGGCCGUACGACGCCGCAGAGGGACCUUUAUCGGGGCCGACAACGAGACGACAGGCGGGACAGCGUGGAGCACUGGCGCGCGGAGCGGGCGAGGGACGAGCGCACCUCGAGUUAUGAGGCUCCUUACUCAGCAGGUCCGGUAUCCGCGCAGUCAGAGGAACCCGUGGGCGAGAUGCUGCGAAGGGCGACGAGCCAUGGCGAUGACGAUCAGAGCCCGGAAGGCGACGACCGCUCCAUGUAUCCCGGCCAGUACACACCUGAGCACCGCCGAGACGGCAUUCUCCAGUCGGACCCCAAGAAGAGGAAGCGCAAUUUUAGCAACCGCACGAAAACCGGGUGUCUCACGUGCAGGAAGCGGAAGAAGAAGUGUGACGAGAAGAAGCCUGAAUGCAACAAUUGUUACAAGGGCGGAUUUGUGUGUGCCGGGUAUCCCCCGCAAAGGGGGGCCUGGCCCAAUAAGCCGGAGAGCAAGCCAGCGCAGGUCAAUAUUGAGUCGAAGGAUCCGAACUAUGUACCCCCUGGAGCAUACGGCAUGCCCCAACAACCACCCCCGUACAACAGCAGCCAACAACCGCCCCUGCUGGGUCAGCAAGGGAAACGUGACUCCUUGCCAUAUAACCGCGGCCAGCCCCAGCUCCGGAUCACGCCGCCGCAGGGCCGCCCUUCACAGUCCGACGACGACAGGUUGACCGCAUCGACCAUGCCAAGCUCUAUCAGAAGCCCCGACAACAAGCUCUCGGCUCUGUCCGGGUACACAACGUCGACGUCUGCGAACGUGUUUCCCACCCCAAUCAGCUCGACCACCCUUUCCGCCUUCUCCGACCGCACCCCGAAAGAGUAUCAACGGGUGCCGCCACUCCAUGACCUUACGCGGACCGACCCGGACCAGCAACAGCCACCCGCGCCGCCACCGCCACCACCACCACCCCAGAGCACGAUAUCAACCCACCCUCCGUUCAGCAGCAUGCUGCAUGGGGGCAGGACCUCGACACCGCCGGCGCCGCCCUCGGCGGUCUCGCCUCAACCGCCCUCGAGUAGUACCCAAGCGACAGCACAGCUUGCACUUUCCCAUGCGCAAUUUCCUUCCAGUCGGCCACGCCAGCAGAAGGAGGAGAUGCUGAACGGGAGACCUUACUAUCCCUUCGACAAAGAGCUUGUGCUGGAGCGAGAGCGGUGCAACGCAGCCUGCUGGAGGUUCAACAACUCGACCAACCCCAACCUUGGCGUCUCCCCGCCCGAGCGCGCCCGGCUGUUUCGCGACAUCUUGCACCCACGUGAAGGCGUGCAACUGUCCCCGACCCAGUUGUCACCCGUCACCCACCGUGGUCGCGUGGGCGAGAACGCCACGGUUGAGGCGCCCUUCAACUGCGAUUACGGGUACAAUAUCCACAUUGGCAAUCACGUAUCGAUCGGCCGCAACUGUCUGAUCAACGAUGUGUGCGAGGUCAGCAUCGGCAACAACGUGAUCAUUAGCCCGAACGUUUGCAUCUACACCGGCACGUGCAGCACCAACCCGCGGUAUCGCAAGGGCAACCAGGGUACACAGUACGGAAAACCAGUCAUUAUCGAGGAUGAUGUGUGGAUUGCGGCCAAUGUGGUUAUUUUGCCAGGUGUCAGGAUUGGGAAGGGGUCGACCGUGGGGGCGGGAUCGGUUGUUACGAGGGAUGUUGCCACCUGGAGUGUGUACAUGGGCCACAAGGCCGGUCACCGUAGGGGCAUUGCGCUUGUCCCUUAA
This is a messenger RNA of Dichotomopilus funicola, 2208 nucleotides long. RefSeq lists its product as uncharacterized. The transcript is spliced from 3 exons. The coding region runs from base 1 to 2208 and encodes 735 amino acids. Gene Ontology annotation, molecular function: zinc ion binding; DNA-binding transcription factor activity, RNA polymerase II-specific; acetyltransferase activity. Gene Ontology annotation, biological process: regulation of DNA-templated transcription. The record is from RefSeq and is a predicted model, not a curated record. NCBI's taxonomy places the organism in Eukaryota, Fungi, Ascomycota, Sordariomycetes, Sordariales, Chaetomiaceae.